AUGACUUCCCCACCAGCCUCCGCCUCCGCCUCCAUCUGGAGCCGGAAACGCGACCUCUUCUACCUCAUCUUCUUCAUCAUCCACAUCCCAAUCGUCGUCUUGGUCGACGCCGUCACCUUCCUCCCCACCGCCCUCCAAACAAACUUUGGGCUCAAAACGCACGCCGACUACCUCGCCACCUACCAGGACAAGCUCCCCGAGGAAACCGCCCCCUGGUUCUGCGUGUUCGUCUUCAUGGAGCUCUACUACCAGGUCCCGCUGGCCAUCUGGGCCAUCGUCGCUUUGAUCCGCGAUAACCCCAUGGUUCCGGUCCAUCUGCUUGUGUUCGGCGGGCACAUCUUUUUGACAACUUUAACUUGUCUGGUGGAGAUGUGGAGCUGGGAGGAUCGCACGUUCGCGCAGAAGAGGACUCUUACAAUGAUGUAUGGGCCUUAUUUUGCUCUAGGUGCGUUUAUGGCGCUGGAUAUGUUCUUUAGACUGAGGGGGAAGUUGUUGGGCAAGAAGAAACUGGCGUAG
Molecule: messenger RNA, 516 nt
Organism: Aspergillus viridinutans
Lineage: Eukaryota; Fungi; Ascomycota; Eurotiomycetes; Eurotiales; Aspergillaceae
Product: EXPERA domain-containing protein
Exons: 3
Coding region: 1-516 (171 amino acids)
Cellular component (GO): endoplasmic reticulum
Source: RefSeq, a predicted model, not a curated record